Blastomyces dermatitidis ER-3 is the source of this 3234-nucleotide messenger RNA. RefSeq lists its product as uncharacterized. Bases 240 to 1499 code for a protein of 419 amino acids. The record is from RefSeq and is a predicted model, not a curated record. Lineage: Eukaryota; Fungi; Ascomycota; Eurotiomycetes; Onygenales; Ajellomycetaceae. The transcript has 2 exons.
UCAAUCGAUAUAGAUUCGCUUGGCGGAUGAUACACGUGACUGGUCAAACACGUGAUAUGUAGUUAUUGUUUUAAAUACAGCUUCAAACUUUUGCGUCCUGAAAAAGAGCUCAACCAGAACAAACAGGCCGCCGCUGUGCAAAUCAACACCGCUCUCAUCGUACUUAAGUCCAGCGGUUGCUGAUCGCCGCCGCUAUUAUGCCCGUUCGUAUUGUGUACUUCUGAGAGCUUACCGUUGCUAUGGAGUACCACGCUGUUCCUUUAGAGGAACGCGCCAGAGACGAGAAAGGAAAUAUUCUCCCUUGGGGAUAUGUUUACAAAGACGAGUCGCGGAAUCCACGACGGCCCCCAGAAGAGAGUGGUCCUUUUGGAAAGAGGCGGAAUGCGCGUUACAACUCUACUCGAUCGGGAACUCGAACGGGGACUCCAGCCAGAAAAGAAAACCCAAACGUGGCAGAGUUCAGCAAGCUUUUCGCGCAGCAACAGGAACAAGAACAGGCUCAAUUAAAGCACCUACCUCCGUCCACUACCAAUAAUUGUAACGAUCCACCCCGAAAGUCUAUUGAAAAAGUUGCUACGGAGUGCGUCCUUUAUGGCUACAAGACCAAAGAUUCUGAAUGGAAAGUCAUUGACAAAUUCGAGCGAAUAUCUCACGGCAUGAUAUGCGAGGAUUAUUCCAGAACCGACCCUGAUUUGACACCAAAAUAUCCCCAGCUACUAAGCGGUCGUGACGUCGUUAUUCACCCGACUUUAUCAGCUGAUGCCAAUAAGAAAGCGAAACGAUAUGCUGGAGGAGAUCACUGGAUAAAGGUCACAUUUGACUCAGCCGUUGCCGCUGAUCGUGCCUGCUUCUUCUCCCCGCAAGAUAUAGACGGUUUCCUAGUAUUCUGUGAACCAUACCAUGGUCAGGGUCCACAACAUGAUGCUCCGAUUCCCAAAGACUCUGCCGAAUCUAUUCGACUGCAACUGAAGCCACAUACUUUAACUCUGUCUCAGUCCAACAUAUUCCUUCAAAAACCAUCUGAUCUCGACAGAUCUACCCUUCCUCGCUCCUUCAUUACCAAUACAAUCUCGACGGACGGAACUAUAGAUGACUCUGUUGCUUCUCAGGGAUCCACUGUAACUGCCAGCUCUGCGACAGCCACUGAUUUAGGCUCAGGGAGCACUCUGCGCCAGCGCCAAACUCAAACUCAAUUGCAGUCCCAAUCCGAACCUCCACGAAAACCUGAAUCCGAAUGUAUGACCCAUAUUCCCACAGUUCGUCGUGCCGUUUUACGGCCAAUCUCUGAAGCGCUACCUCCCCAACCAACUGUCAUUGAACGGAUCCUUCGGUCUAUUCCAAUUUUAAGCUGGUUUACUGGGGACAUCGUUGGUGAUGGGCCUGUACUUGGCGAAGAUGGAACGUUCGAUCAUGACAAAUCAAACGCUUACUGGCGCUUCUGGUACAUGAUAGACAGGCUGCUUGGAACUGACUUGUGCGCCCUGAAGGAAGAAUCCUGACCCCGCAACUGCCAUAUCAACCUGUCGCCUUUAUACAUAUCACCAUCAACGACGCGCUUACUGCGUUGCCUCUCAAAAUGCAACAUCCGGCUGCAUAUUCCUCUCGACCCUGCUUUGGAUAGCCGUUAUGUCUCCCUUCGAACGACGACGUUUCAUGGCGACCAAGGUCGUCUGCAAUGGUCGUGGUAUGGCUUAGCAAGGGUCGUGGAAAUGUGUGAUCACUCGCACCACAGAACAUAAACUUACGGCUGCAUUGGCAAGGCCCUGUAUUUAUACACUCCAAAGUAAUGAACACACUUCAUACUUGAGCUUUGUUAUCGAUCUGAAAUGACACAGUACUAAAGCGCUUUGAUAUCCAUCGUUUCCGCCUUGCCGUUUGUCUACCAGCAUGGGAUAUAUUUCCCCCGAUAUGUUAUAUUUACUUGUGCAAUGACAAACACAUCUUCCUUUGCCAUACCUUUUUAUCUUCGUGCGUUUAUGAGCUUACUAGGUUUUAGUGUUUUGUCACACAAGGGUCAUGUAUGGCGUUCGAAAUUUCGCAGGUACCUAUUUCAUCACCUGUCGCGUUUCGCCCUCCUGCGUCUUUGACCCUUCUCCCCCGAGAUCUGGCGGGUGAAGAGCAGAGCCUGGCAUUUCUUUCGACAUGAUUCACUAGAUGUUGCCACUGCUUAAUGUAUUUAUUUUACUCUCCUAUUUAAGCAAUUUCUCUCGGUUUUAUUCCCCCUUUAUGACUGGAUGUCCUCUUGGAACUACUGUACCUGAAGACUCAUAUCCAUAGAGAGAAAUAAAUGCCUUGCGUUGAGCGCCAAGUUUUAUUUUGUCUCCCUUUUCUCUGUUGAUGGAGCCCUUCCCGUAACUCUUCCCCUUCUUGUGAUUGCCAAUGCAUCUCUAGUUGGCAACCAAGGUUGGUUUUUUGGAUCAGAUAGGAACCGAAUGAGAGAUAUCGAUACAACAACACAAAGUAUCAUUAGAAAAAGGCAUACAAAACAUUUAACCCUGCUUAGUGUGAAGCAUAUAGAAUUCCAACGCUAAAAUCCGUUCAUCUGCGGAGGCUAUUUUCGCGCACAAACCGCCAAUGUAGUCAGUCAACUCUUGUCUUCCUUCACCCAGCCCUCUGAAAUAGGGGGUCGAAUUUCAUGCCCUGCAGCAUGUAAUGAACCAUGAGGGGUAAAUGUGGCAAGCGACGUCAUGGUAUGAGGAUCAAUGGAUGCUUGUAUGUUGAGAGAUAUAAACCAGGACUUACAAGGCACGCUACUUUGCCUAUGUUGCGCAUAGCACAUGGCUAUGCUUGUGCACAGGAAGUAGAGAUCAGGGGUCAUAGGCAGAGAGCGCAAAGUAAUGAGGGAAAAUCGUAAAGAAAAAUGAUCAUCAAACUCAACGCGGCACCAGUUGGGGCCUGUUUCUUUAAAUCUGUGUGUUUUUCAUUGGGAUGCUUUAUUUUGUUCCACGGGCGCCUUAAAUAAUUCUCAAUUUUUCCAGUUUCCCCUUUUCUGAUCAUUUCUGGCUUUCGAUCAGGGACACCAAAAUGAACCGCCAAAUAAUAAAAACAAAAAGGGAGUAAGAAGAGAACGCAAAUAUAAUUUUAUGAAAAUUGUUAAAAUGGAUUCCCUUUAGGUCGUAUUUAGGAUAGGUUGCGGUGUUUUUUUUGUUCAAUGUCCGUCCUCCACAAUCAUUCAACCUUGCUCUCGAAGUUCUCUCCAUCAACUAGAUCGGGAAUAUCGUCAUCGUCCUCAUC